AGUAUUUUACGAAAUUAGUUCUUACUUCUCAUAUUAUGUAACAUAAUAUAAUAAUAAAUAUGAUGAAAUUAAAGAUAAAACUACAUGUUGUUUGCCUAAUAUAGGUAUAGUGAGCUUUGUGAGUUAAUGGUGUGGUUAGUAGUAGAUCAAACAAAACUAUUAGUCUAUUAUGAUUUUAAUGGAUUUUGUGGGUCAAUUGUUGUGGUUAGUGAUCAAAGAUCAGUAUUUUACUAACUACACCCAAUCCACUACCUACAAUUUAUGGGUAUGAUUAACCACAAUAUAUGCAGGUUGGUGCAUCCAAACAGCAAACCAAACUUCCACUCUAAAAUGAAUGCUAGUAAUUUAAUCGGGUAGUAUGGACUAUGGAUCGCAGGCCAGACCCAGAUUUAAAAAAAAAAAAAAAAAACACAGCCCGUCCAUAUCGGCCCAUUACCAAUUUCUACGAUAACAUGAUAGAAUGUGAUUCGGUUGAUGGAGAACUGUAUGAUCUGCUCGCCACGGGAAUAGUUUAUUCUCCCUUCGAUUCUCUCGCUGAGAAUCUUCAAUCGUCCCUUUCUCAAAAGCUCUCAUCUACUUGUCUCUCUCUCUCGCCGGCCGGAAUUUGGUUGCGAUCGACGGCCAAGGCGGUGCCAGCUCGUCGAGAAACGCUUUCAAGCUGGGAAAUGAAUCAGUUUAAAGUCGGCACUAGCAGCAUCGUUCUUCUCGGCAGUUUGCGUACGGAGAAUCUCGUAGCGGGCAAAUUCAAGUAUCUAGCAUAAGCAGGGGAAGCUUGAUGGAGAAAGCGGAAUCAUAUUCUUCGAGCUCGUUGCUUCAUUAAUUCCGCUUCUGUAAGACAUCCAUUCGAGUUCUUUUGCUUAUCAUGAUUUUUGGUUCGUGGUUGGCUACUCUUGUUAGCAUAUAACAUGUUUGAUGAAAGGCCUGCAAGUUCUUGUUAGUUGUGGUUCAGCAGUGUGGGUAGAUAGUUUAUUCUUGAACGUUGUUUGUCCCCCCCCCCCCCCCCCCCCCCCCCCCCCCCCCCCCCCCCCCUAGAAGUAAGCAAUUACGGCACUAGGAUAGGAUCGAUUUCGAACCUGUACAGAGAUUGAAUACAAGUUGGUCUCCUGUAUUUAGAUUGUUUUAGUUUUGGAUUCCGUUAAUAUAUAAAUGUUUCCGCGUAUUAGUUUCGUACUUUCGUAUAAGUGGUGAAUUAGGAUUCUUUCCCUGAAAGAACAAAUAUCCUUUGUUUAAGGUCUAACUCUAACUGGGACCUAGCAAAAAUGAAAACUUGGCAAUACCCUUUUCAAAUCCAUGUCCUGAAGCUAAUAAGAUGCAUUUAGAUUCAGAAUAUUUAGGACUUUGUUGUUGCCCAUGCAAGCUUGUCAUGACUUUCAUUGGCUUUUCUUUUCAGACAUCCAACAGCUUUGUUUAAGGUCUCGUUCUGGUAUUUGAGAUGUCAGUUGAAAGCAGCCUGAAGAUGUUAGUUUCAGGGGUGAUUCUCGAUCUGGAUGGCACCCUUCUUAAUACAGAUGCCUUGGUAGUUGGGGUUAUGAAAGUUUUCUUGGUGAAGUAUAGCAAACAAUGGGAUGGUAGAGAAGUUCAUAAAAUUGUCGGGAAAACGCCUAUUGAAGCUUCUGCUGUUAUAGUACAAGAAUAUGGACUUCCUUGCUCAACAGAAGAAUUUAUGAGUGAAAUCACUCCAAUGUUCUCAGACCAAUGGUGCAAUAUCAAGGCACUUCCAGGUGCUUGUCGAUUGAUUAAACACCUGGCUGAUCAUAAAGUACCCAUGGCUCUGGCUUCAAACUCUCCAAGGGCAAAUAUUGAUGCUAAAAUCAAUUGCCACCAAGGCUGGAAGGAAUCGUUCUCAGUGAUUAUUGGUGGCGAUGAAGUAAGAGCUGGGAAGCCAUCUCCUGAGAUAUUUUUGGAAGCAGCUAACAGGCUAAACAUAGAACCUUCACGUUGCUUAGUGAUUGAGGAUUCUGUGCCUGGUCUAACUGGUGGCAAGGCUGCUGGAAUGCAAGUAGUUGCUGUACCCUCGAUCCCCAAGCAAUCUGAUCUCUUCACAGCUGCAGACGAUUUGAUAAAUUCUCUAUUAGAUUUGCAUCUAGAAAAAUGGGGCCUUCCUCCUUUCGAAGAUUGGAUUGAGGGCACUUUGCCAAUAGAACCAUGGCACAUUGGUGGCCCUGUAAUUAAGGGAUAUGGCCGUGGCUCAAAGGUUCUUGGGAUCCCCACAGCUAAUCUAUCGACAGAAGGAUACUCAGAUUUACUCUCACAACAUCCCUCUGGGGUGUAUUUUGGGUGGGCUGGAUUGUCAACCAGAGGUGUCUACAAAAUGGCUAUGAGCAUUGGUUGGAACCCAUAUUUCAAUAACACUGAGAAGACAAUUGAGCCAUGGCUGCUUCAUGAAUUCAAAGACGAUUUCUAUGGUGAAGACUUGCGCCUGGUUAUAGUUGGUUAUAUUCGACCAGAGGCUAAUUUCUCGACUCUUGAGAGUUUGAUUGCCAAGAUUCACGAGGACGGGAGGGUUGCAGAGAAAGCGCUCGAUCUUCCACUGUACUCAAAGUACAAGGAUGACCUAUUCUUGAGAAGCUCUUCAUUGUAGUUAUUCAUGAAGAUGAUUACUUGUAAAAUAAACUUGUAAAGAACUUAUUUAUUAGUUUCUACUGAUGCAAUUCAUGAUGAUCUGCAGAAUUGCAAUAUACCAGUAAAUUGUGAACCUGGCUCCAAAGCUAAUGCAGGCUAAGUAAUGAUAGUUUAUUUGGUUACUGUUAAAAGUUGACCAACUCAUACUUAUAUCACAUCACUUUUUAGCUGCAUUAGAUACCGGUAUAUACCGGAUAUCCAAGAAGUACAUGUUGACAUUGUUUGAUCAACCCAACAGCUGCGACUGCAUGAGAAGACAAUUAGCCUAAACGUAACGUGAAGUGCUGUCAUCAGAAUAGCCAAAACUCUGCUGACUUUAUACUAUAUGUGAAAAGGGUUUGUUAUAAUCCUACAACAUUUUGGCAUGGUGAGGUUUAAAUGUUUAAUCAACCUGUAAAUUCUUG
This is a messenger RNA of Linum trigynum, 3026 nucleotides long. The record is from the annotation of a GenBank genome assembly. NCBI's taxonomy places the organism in Eukaryota, Viridiplantae, Streptophyta, Magnoliopsida, Malpighiales, Linaceae.